Leptonychotes weddellii (Weddell seal) is the source of this 2278-nucleotide messenger RNA. The record is from RefSeq and is a predicted model, not a curated record. Lineage: Eukaryota; Metazoa; Chordata; Mammalia; Carnivora; Phocidae.
GUGAGGUUACAUGGCCAGCCCAGGUUCAUACAAGUUUAGUGAAAGGGAAACCAAGGAUUUUUACCAGAUUCAUACUGAUGAGAGAGCCAUUCCGGUAACCAGACAGCAGCCCUAAUGUGUCAAGAGUAAUUCUAGUAGUGUCCCUACCCCAGAAUGGGCACACAUUUCCUCAUCCUCUAUGGUCCAGGCCUCUGCAGUCAGGUACACAAGAUAAUCCAUUGAGAAAAUGGAAACAGACUGUAAUCCCAUGGAGCUGAGCAGUAUGUCAGGGUUUGAAGAAGAUGCAGAGCUUAAUGGUUUUGAAGAAGCUGAUACGAAAGACAUGAAGCUAGAAGCCGAAGCAGUUGUAAAUGAUGUUCUCUUUGCUGUUAACAACAUGUUUGUCUCAAAAAACCUGCGCUGUGCCGACGAUGUGGCCUAUAUCAAUGUGGAGACAAGAGAAAGGAACAGAUACUGCCUGGAGCUCACUGAAGCAGGGCUAAGGGUGGUAGGUUAUGCUUUUGACCAAGUGGAUGAUCACUUACACACUCCCUAUCAUGAAACCGUCUACUCGUUGCUGGAUACCCUCAGCCCUGCCUACCGGGAAGCAUUUGGAAAUGCACUCCUUCAAAGACUGGAAGCUUUGAAGAGGGAUGGAUAGUCAUGCUUUUUCCUUCUAGAGGGGGCUGCUGGUACAAAAUGUUGACAUAAAGCUUGAAAUACUUGCAUAUGGUCAUAGUAGAAAAUGCAUCUUUGGUUUUUAUGUCCAUUUCUUGCUUCAAGUUUAGGCUUCUGACUCAAAACAUUACUGAUUAAUGAAUUGUCUUUCUUAGUUUCAGAUUCAUGAAGGGAAUUGAGGCCAUUGCUUGACACCAUCAUUAAGACAUUCAGAUUUGUUCAUAUAGUAUCUUUGCAUUUCAAAACCUAAUCAGUAUUUCAUUCUGUUAUUACAGGACUUUGAUGCUGCCGGCCCUCUCUCUUACAUAGGAAAUUCUAGAUUUGCACAGUAAUAUACAGGAAUUAAAAUGACCUAACUUCAUACUUGGAUUCAGCUUGCUAAAUCAGGGGUUUACUACUAGCUUGGACUGACUUUGUAGUAAUUAUUUUGCUACUAGCCUUAUUGGAAACAAAUUAUCAACUAGUUUCCCCUGCACAAAUUUUGAAAUUCACUGCUUCACUUAAUCUAUUUAUAUUACUAAUAUGGACUGAUAAAGAUGAAUUAAUUAUAUAUAUAUCACUUAGGUAGUAUUAAAUGGAAAACAGGUACUGAAAUAAUAGUUCUGUAUUCCUUGUUUGCAACAGCCAGCCAACUAAGAGGACAAACCGUUAGCAAAUGAAUGUAAUAAUUACUUGUUUCCAAGAUAUUUAAGCACACAAGCAAAUAUAGGAACAGGCUCCAUUUUUCUUAACAAAAAAGCAUCUUCAGUGUGUGUGUAUGUGUGUGUGUGUGUGUGUGUGUGACUUAAAAGGAAGAAGAUUCUGAUUUCCUAGAAAACAAUAUUUUGGCCUGUGUUGAUUCUUAUUAUGAAUGUUUGUUUACAUAAUGUACAGUAUAUAUUCAGAAAGUAUUUUUGCUUCAAUGUUUCCUUUCUAUAAAGUAGUGCUUUGGUAUUCCCAUAGCGCUCCUCCUUCCCCAACAAAUGCACAGUGUUCUGGCUCGAUGCGAAAUCUACAAUGCAAUAUGCGUGCAUUGUAUGGGUUUGAAACCAAAGGAUGAAUGAAGCAUUCAGAGACUUAAUAUUUGAAAAAAGGAGGCUCUGUUUUUAUAUUUAUUACAGGUACUAAUAUUUAUAAAAAUGAAUUGUACCAUGCUGCUACAUGUUUUCAAGUACAUAUUGAAUACUGAGGAUUGGGGAGUUGAUUUUUUAGUAGUAACCUAAAGCAGCUGUAGAAAUGUUGAAGUAAAACUCUGCAUCGGGACACACCUUUGUAAUUUGUCAUUUGCAGACUUUUUUUAAUCAUUAUUAAGUAAUAGGUACUUUUAGGCUCUGAGGAUCAUGUAGACCACAUUGAGGUUCGGUUGGGUCAGUAUUCACCGUUGGAGUUCAUCGGGAUGCUUUAACUAUGUUCAGUAAAUGCAUGUCCAUUCGCAGCUUUAUUUUCAGAUGCUAUUUGGGCAGUAAAGUCUAACAGCAGGUCGGAUUUUCUCACGCUUAAUCUCAGGCUAAAUAAAUGUAAAGGAUAUUUGUAAAGUUUGAAUAGAAUUCUGUUUACUCAUUUCGAGUUAAGUAUGAAGAAAAGUGAUUGUAUGUUCAAAAAUUGACAUUGUUCACUUUGUGAUAAAUGAGUGGUUCCAGGA